Messenger RNA from Argentina anserina (silverweed cinquefoil), 2925 nucleotides. RefSeq lists its product as uncharacterized. The transcript has 12 exons. Bases 865 to 2667 code for a protein of 600 amino acids. NCBI's taxonomy places the organism in Eukaryota, Viridiplantae, Streptophyta, Magnoliopsida, Rosales, Rosaceae. The record is from RefSeq and is a predicted model, not a curated record.
CAAAAAGCCAGAAACACGGGCGGCUGAUACCGCUUAAAGCCCUUAAACACCCUCAACCGCGCGUGAAGGCGCGAAUAUAGCCGCCGUGCGCGACCGCUGCACCGCGCCACACGUCACCUAAUUCCUGAACGUACCCCAACUCAUAAUCAGAAUCACACGUGUCCCCGUCCCACACUUCAAGUUUAGUUGGUCUUACCAGUUUUUCCUCCGACCCAGACCCACCUCAUUAGCUGAGUACAGUUAGCCGGUGCUGUCCAAAAGCCUUGUCCCACCCACCAUAACUGUGCACCACCCUUGUCAUAAAGCCAGUUUAACUAGAAGUCUCAGAAACAACAACUAGCUGUGGGCAAGUGUUACUGUUUCACUUUAUAAUCUGUUAGAAAAAAGUUAGUUUUAUUGGUUGGGUUUUCUUUUCUUUAUUAUAUGGUCUGUAUGUUUGAGUGGAGAAGAUUUGGAAUCCGUUUGCCCAAUAAAGGGCGGGGUGUAUUGUUGUUGGGGUUAUCACAUCAGGUGGGCUUGUCCCUAGUUUCAGUGGAAAGAAUCAUUAUUUUUUGUUGAGAUCUGCACCUGGGUGGUGGAUAUUACAGUACACAACUUCUGGGUUUUGUUCAGAAUCCAUAAUUGGAAAGAAGGAAACUGGAACUGGGCAGUGGACUUCUGGGGCUGAGGAGAGCUUUUAUCUGCUUUAAACUGGAUCAGUUUAUGGUUUCUGGUAUUGGAGUUGAUGUUUACAUUCAGCUUCUAUGCUUACAUUCGGAUUCUAUUGGCUCAGGGAUGAAACUGUAAUCUAUUAGUAAUACCUGGAUUAGAUAACCCUCACGCCUUUCUGAGAGGAUUCUUUGUUGUUUGGUUGGAAAUGCAAAGAUGGAGAAAAAGAGAAAGAUCACUCAAUACAGGGAGAGGCUGGACAAGACACUGACAUCUCCUAAUCUUACAAAUAAGGAUGCUUUAAAACUCCUUGUCAAAGAUCAGCUCCUCCAUUCUUCAGAAAAUGGAAUUCAAGGUUGUAAUCCACAUGUUAUAGAUGAAAGGACCUCUGAGGUGUCAAAUUUGCUUGACAUGUUGAGGAGUGCUUCACUCGGUGAUGACGAGGGAUUGAAAACUAGUGAGCCUUCAUCACAACCUGAAUGGAAAUUAAAACAGGAUAAUGAGGAGUUCAGGGUUAUGUAUCGUGAGGGGAUCCAAGGCAGUCCGUUUCAUACAUUACUUGUUGAAGGUUACGUAGAUGGGCCAGUAGAUGUCUGUUUAUGCAUCUCGUGUGAGGCAGAACUUUACUAUAAAUGGUGGCCUCAGUCUAAAAUUCCAACUUUCAAAAUUCUUUCUGGGAAGUGUUUGCAGAGGGUUGGGAUUGGUGAACAGAUAUCUGUUGUGAGGAUGAAGAUUCCGUGGCCACUUUCAGCUAGGGAGGCUGUUGUGCACUAUUUUGUUUUCGAGUAUUAUGAAGAUGACCUGAUUGUUGUUCUCUUGAACACGAUCUCUGAUUUUGAAGGCAUUGAAGGUGACCUCAAAAAUGAGGCAACUGAUAUAGCGAAAGAUGUGGUUAGGAUAGAUGUAGUAGGUGGCUUUGCUUUGCAGAAGGUUACUGAUGAUAGAAGUUACUUUCGGACGAUAGCAAAUAUGGAUAUAAAGAUGGACUUAAUGCCACCAUCCCUUAUAAAUUUUGUCUCAAGGCAGCUUAUUGGCAAUGGUUUCAGACUGUAUCAAAAGGUAGUCUCUUCUAAGCUUAACCGUGAUGAAGAUUACAGCAAGGCUUUGGGAGGCCCACUAUAUUCCCGAAUACGUGAAGCUCUUUCUUCACUUAAUAAAUCAAACAGGCCUCUGGGGGGAGAAAAGCUGUAUUUGGAUGCAUCCAAUCUCUCUGAAAAACAUCCAACUACAGAUAAAAUAAAUGAUAUGAAGUUGGUGAAUACGGAUGGAGAAGUCCAAAAUGAACACCUUGCAAGUAAAGCUACCCCAGAUGAUACACAUGUUACUGGCGGAAACACUUGUUGUGAGAUUGAGGAGAUAGAGAGUGAAGAAAGCAAGACUGAAGAGAUGGAAAGCGAAAAAAGCAAGAUCGAGGAGGUACAGGGCAAAGAAAGCACGCAGCUUCAGGAUCAAACACCCAACAGAGUUCCAGAAAGGGAACAUAUAAAUGGCAUUAGAAAUGUUCUUAUUAGUUCUGAGGUGGAACAUGCUAUAGGAACAAUAGAUAAGGUCAUUUUGAGGGUUCAGCAAUACAGGCUCAAUGCUGAAAUGCCGUCCUCUGCUUUCAACAAUGGAGUCUCACAAAAGGAAAAUGAUGGAGGUAACCUGAAGUCCUUAAAAAAUGAAGUCCGUUUAAGUGAACUUUUUUCUGCUGUACCUAAAACAGAAGACACUGAAGUGGCACCGGCAACACCUUUAAGGAGUAGCACUAUUAUUCAAAACAUAAGUUAUGCAGGCUCAAAUUAUUUCGCAAAGGAAGUUGACCAUAACAGAAUAGUACCUACUUCCCCGUUGUGUUCCUCCAAAGAUGGGACUGCAAAAAUACCUGCAGUGGAUAACAUCAUGCAUAGUACCGACCAAGUUAGCUGCAAAGAAAGUGAGACUCAUCAAAGCAGUCCCAAGAAAAGGAUGAAGUCGAGGUGGCAAAGAAGGCGUGGGUUCUGUUGCUUCAGCAUCAAUUCAGGACAGAUGGAUUCUUAACUCUUAAGAGGUGAUUAAGUUAAAAGUUGCAAGACUGAAACUUUGUAAGUUACUACACUGUUCUACAUUCUAAGCCUAAUUGAUUGCUUGAGGAUUGAGGAUUGAAUUGUAUCAUUUCAUGAUUGAUGUGGCUUGUAAGUUUGUAACUGUUUAAUUAUACAAGCAAGUAAUUAGGGGGAUGAUAAUGAUGUACCUGUAAUAAAUAAAAGCCAAUUGCAUAAUAAGUAAUAAUGGAAAAUUAAUUAAUAGGUGCAGAUA